Messenger RNA from Cryptotermes secundus, 1736 nucleotides. RefSeq lists its product as uncharacterized. Lineage: Eukaryota; Metazoa; Arthropoda; Insecta; Blattodea; Kalotermitidae. The transcript is spliced from 3 exons. The annotation marks the transcript as partial. The record is from RefSeq and is a predicted model, not a curated record.
UCUUCAAAAACUUGUACUGUAUACACACUGUAUAUACUAUCUACAUCUUUUACUUCUUUUAAUAAAAACUUAGUAUAAUUGUUGAGCAUAGAAAUUCGUCUUCAAUUAGUGGGUUCCUUACCCGCCUUACCCAGCAAGAAGAUAUUACAUGGUGUCAGAAGUGGGAUAUCUUUGAAGACAACAGCUGGAUUCGAUUCGCAAGAAACGUUUGGUUUAAAGCUCAACAAUUUGGAAGUUCACACCAUCUGGACCUAGGGAGUCCUGCUUCGAGAGGUGUCCGAGAAGCCAGGAGUUACUCCAGAGUCUACGCCUAGGAGGAAGCGGUGCGCAACGCUAUUCAGAGAGGAGAACUUCGCUAAGUUGGUAGCAACAAGGCUUUGGAGACGCACUACGACCCGAUAUCCCCAGGGAAGUCGCAGUCACGCCCAUUGCAGCUGGUGCCGCGAGAUACGGCGAGAGGCAACCCCAGGGACGAGCCUCGAACCGAGAACUGCAUCGCUUGGAGCUACUCUACCUUACUUUUCUGUAAAAGGAAGGACAAGAUGAAAACAAUUCGUCUGUGGAUUGUCGGAAUUAGUCUCUUCCUUUGUUGUGAGUGUUUAAAGCCUGAACUUGUAGAAGUUAUAACAUCUGAAACAGGUAUUUAUUUUGACGAAGUGGGCCAGAUCUCAUUCUACCCCAUGACAUGGAAGGUUGUAAGUUACAUUGAUUUGAAACCGACACGUGAUCUCUGGAGAAAAGUAAAAGAGCACCAGAAACGCGUUUCGCAAUACUGCCAUGGGUUGGAAAGCGCUCCCUGGUACCACCUGACAGAUUGUAAUUCUUUUAAAGCAUAUGUUAACAAAAAGGUCUAUUACAUUGAUUCUUUGAAAGACCUAGUAGCAGAAUACCUGAAAACAGAUGUAUCUUACCGAAGGAAGCGAGGGGUUUUAGACUUUGUAGGUGAAAUUUCCAAGAUUCUGUUCGGAACCUUGACGCAAGCAGAUGCAAGAGAGUACAAUUCACACAUUAAUCAGUUAGAACGCGAACAACAAGAGUUUUUACAUAUUUCUUCCGAACAGAUGACAGUAAUCAAAUCUACUGUUAAUUCAGUGAAUUUGACAAUGAGACGUAUAAAUCAAAAUGAAAAAGUUUUAAAGGACAGCUUAAUCAAAUUAGACAAAAAAGUGAGUAAUGCCACUCUUGAAUUACAACAAGAAAUAGAGCAAGUGACUACGGCCAAUAUGCAAAUUAAGACUAUAGAACGAGGGUUAAUGGAAUGUCAGCAUGGAUAUGAAAUUUUAGUAGAUGCAUUGAUUCAUGCAGAACAAGGGACGUUUCAACCGCAAUUCGUAACUGCCGAGAAGAUCAAAACAGUUGUAACAGCUCAAAAGUUGCCUACUGGAGUUGACUAUCCUUCAUUUCCUUUUUCAGAGUUACAGCACAUUAUUGUACCUCAUAUCUAUUCACACAACCAAUUUCUCGUGUAUGUACUUGACAUACCCUUGCUCUCCUCAACACUAUUCCAUCUAUAUAAAAUACCCCCUUUUCCUACAUUCAAACAAGAUAAUGUCUUUUCUUUUAAAUAUUCCUCGAAAGAUUAUAUAUUUAUGGAUUCUCUGAAAAGACAUGUUGAGGAGUGGCCGGAGCUGAUCGGUGCAGUGCAGUGCAUGUCUUCAAGUACCCAAAUGUUAAAGCAGUACAAUGUGAGUGCUCGCAGAUUAAUUGAGUUGGCAGGCUGUGUUUUUGAAUACAAG